AUGAAGAAGGACGGUGAGCAGAUACAGCAGCAGUACAGCUUUCUGCAGCAGUCGGUGCAAAGUAUCAUUCUUACCGCUCAACGAGCGAAGAGCAACGCUGACAGGCGGCUUGCUGAAUCAUUGCAGGAGCAGGUCGCCGACUUCGACGGCGAACCAUUGCUUGGCGGAGGCGCUCUUCCUCUCGAAGGAGCUCGCGAGGAGAAGAGAACUGGCGGAGUUCUUGGCGACGAGAAUGUCGGCCAACAGCCUCCUGAAGUCAUCAUGGCCGGAGGCAGCUCCAUACCGCAGUCCUUCGCACCUGCAGCUUCUCCAGCGAGCGGUGACAGUGCUCCGACAACCUUGAGCGUGCCGCUCAGCAUGAACGUCUGGACGAGGCAUCUCUUUGACCAGCUCUCCGCCUUACCCGAGGAAGGGCCGGGCAAAAGGCCGGGUCGCGCAGGAUUCGGCGAUGCCAGCCCGCCACUGGCAGAUAACCUGCAGGAAUGGAAGUCGGACGUGCUGGACUUGCUGUUCAUGGCACCAGGUGUGGGGCGAAACACGCUGCCGAAACCUGCUCCUUUUCAGCCUCCUCAGGCUUUGCCACGAGUGGACUCUUCUCAUGAGGCUGACCAGAGCCUGGGGUCCAGUCGAUCGAGAGGUCAUGCUGACAGCUCCGUCGAGGAGGUGAACAUGGAGGAUGCGCAAGCAGACGUCACGAAUGCCAAUGCAAUCGUUCAGUACAAUCUUUGUGAGAACGAGAAAGACUUUGUCCAAAACACCUCCGGCUGCCUCCUUCGAGCUUUGCGAGAGCUGAAGCGAGUCGACGAGAUCCUUCAGGGAUGCUCAGCUUUUUGGGCCAAUAUGGACGGCACUGUACAGAAGCUUGCCCAGAUGAAGGAGCACACUGAAUGCCUCGUCAACUAUGCGAACAGCAGCAGGCUCUUGAAGGAGAGAUUCGAUCAGCGACUUGCCGAAUACACGACCUUCUGGACAUCCCUUGAACGACUAUGCAGGCAAUACUGCAUAGACUACCAGACGUUUUGCAAAAAGAUGCAAGACACCAUUCGAGACGUCUCCGAUACGGCUGAUGUCUAUGACACAGCUCAGAGCGUUCGGAUGGGCGUGGCUAACGGCUACCGAGAAAAGGCGAUGAGGAGUGGUGGCUAUGUUGUGCAGUGA
Molecule: messenger RNA, 1158 nt
Organism: Symbiodinium necroappetens
Lineage: Eukaryota; Dinophyceae; Suessiales; Symbiodiniaceae
Source: the annotation of a GenBank genome assembly